This is a messenger RNA of Lacerta agilis (Sand lizard), 1248 nucleotides long. RefSeq names its product zinc finger protein 575 (gene ZNF575). The record is from RefSeq and is a predicted model, not a curated record. The transcript has 3 exons. Bases 111 to 995 code for a protein of 294 amino acids. NCBI's taxonomy places the organism in Eukaryota, Metazoa, Chordata, Lepidosauria, Squamata, Lacertidae.
CAGCCGGAUUGGUGUUGCUGCUGCUGCUGCUGCUGCGCCCGCCCGUCGCUGGGGACCAGCCUGGGAAGGGAUGCGGUGGGGCGCACGACCUGGCCCCCCGCGGGGACAGCAUGACCCGGCGUGAUCGGCUCAUGAAGGGGAGACCCCAGAGGCAGCCUGAGGCCGGGGGAGGCUCCCGGGCCGGUUACAUUCUCGCCCGACCAAGCCUUGUCCUGAUGCUGGAAAGGGGGGAACAGCCUUGCAUGAGCAACAGCAAGAUCGGCGUGGGCACCAACCCUCUGAGCAGCAGUGUUGCGGACUCGCAGGCCCUGAAAGAGAACGCCAAAUCGCCUUCGCCCGCGGCUCUGUCUUCGCCACCCGCCACGGAGUCGCCCAAGCCUGCCCGGCCCCGCCGCCCCCGCCCCCCGGCCGUGCUGCCCUCCGAGCGCCCCUACCAGUGCAAAGACUGCGGCAAGCGCUUCGUGUACCGCUCCAAGCUGGCCACGCACCAGUGGACCCAUUGCGCUGAACGCCCGUACAAAUGCCCCGACUGCCCCAAGAGUUUCAGCUACCCGUCCAAGCUGGCGGCCCACCGCCGCACGCACACCGGCGAGCGGCCCUACCCCUGCACGCUCUGUCCCAAGCGCUUCGGACACCGCUCCAAGCUGGCCGCCCACCAGUGGAUCCACACGCCCGAGCGCCCGUACAAAUGUGCCGACUGCCCCAAGAGCUUCUGCUACCCUUCCAAGCUGGCCGCCCACCGCCGCACACACACGGGGCAGCGGCCCUACCCUUGCAACCGCUGUGGGAAGAGCUUCUGCUACCCAUCCAAGCUGGCGGCCCACCAGCAGAUCCACGCGGCUGCCGCGGCGGGGCGGCCCUACCCGUGCAUGCGCUGCAGCAAGAGCUUCCGGCAGCUGCGCAACCUCACGCUCCACCAGCGGGUGCACGAGGAUGGGGAAGUGGGGGAUGACUUGUCCCAAAGCAAAGGCCACAGCAACGGAGAGAGGCCGUAGAGCAGAGAUCUGAAGCAACUGGACAACACGGGGGUACGGGGAGGAAACUGGCUAACUUGGAUGCUUGGUGGGAUCAUUGUAAAUAACAGCAAGGGAGAGGGGGUUUGGGAUUUACACAGAGAUGCGCUUUGAGGACCCAUAGUUGCUCAGCUCUUGUGUUGAGGGUCUUGCCGCUGUUUCCCCCCCUACAGUGCCAAGUCGAUGUGUGUCUACUCUUCUCCUCCCCAUAGCCCAAGCUGUGUAUACCAUGCUG